AUGUCAACAUCGGAGGAGUCUCCAGCCCAGCGGGCAGCACGCCUGCGUCGUGAGCGCCGCGAGGCCAAAAUCAAGGAGGGAGGCUCUGCGCGUUUGGACAAAAUCACCAGUCUCAGCGGCCGCACACCUCAAGCUGACCGCGAAGAAGCCUCGCCAUCCCCUCAACCCACAAUUUCUCCAUCUCCUUCUCCUAUCCCGCAGACCCGUCCGUCGCCAAGCCCACAGCCGAGUAUGCAGCCGAGUAUGCAGCCGAACAUGCCGUCUUCACAAGACUUCCAGGCCCAGCAGGAGGCCUUCCGCGCCAUGCUCCGCCAGGCUGCCUCCGAGGAAGGCCAGGGCCAACAAGCCGACGACAUGGCGGAGGAUCCAACCAUGAAACUCCUCCAAUCUUUGAUGGGAUCCAUGACGGGCGACCCCAAUGCGCCCAUGCCAGGUGGUCCUGGUGGCGCGCCCGGCGCUGCGCCCGGACAGGCGCCCUCUGGAUUCUCACCAGCGGAUAUCGCAGGCGCACUUGGUGUGCCACCGUUCCUUGCGAACAUGCUGGGCAAUGGUCAACAACCGACUGAGGCCGAGCAAAAGACAAUCAAGAUCUGGAAGACGCUGCACAUCCUCUUUGCGCUUGGCGUGGCCACGUAUUUGCUUUUCCUCAUCAGCACAUCUGUUGCGAUGUUCGGUAGUGCCCCGCCCAAGCCUGCUACGGUCCAGAACCCUUUCUUAAUCUUCGUCACGGGUGAACUUCUCUUAGCUGGCGGCCGUGUAUUCUCGGGAGGUAAACAGGGUGGCAUAGGAUUGAUCAUUUCACUCUUCAGGGACUUUGUGCGUGAUGGUAGCCUCAUUGUCUUCGCGCUGGGUCUGGGAGCGUGGUACCAUCGUGGAUGGCAGACGAUCGAAUACUGA
Penicillium maclennaniae is the source of this 897-nucleotide messenger RNA. RefSeq lists its product as uncharacterized. The coding region runs from base 1 to 897 and encodes 298 amino acids. The record is from RefSeq and is a predicted model, not a curated record. The transcript has 2 exons. Lineage: Eukaryota; Fungi; Ascomycota; Eurotiomycetes; Eurotiales; Aspergillaceae. Gene Ontology annotation, biological process: retrograde vesicle-mediated transport, Golgi to endoplasmic reticulum.